This is a messenger RNA of Bufo gargarizans (Asiatic toad), 3555 nucleotides long. It is a transcript of the gene GASK1A, whose product is annotated as golgi associated kinase 1A. NCBI's taxonomy places the organism in Eukaryota, Metazoa, Chordata, Amphibia, Anura, Bufonidae. The transcript has 5 exons. Gene Ontology annotation, cellular component: Golgi apparatus. The record is from RefSeq and is a predicted model, not a curated record. The coding region runs from base 369 to 2204 and encodes 611 amino acids.
AGUUGGCUGAACUUCCCCCAGAGCUGCAGACAUAGACACUCACUUAGCCAAGGGGGAAUCUCAUAAUGUAAGGAGGGGGUUGAAGUCUUUCGUACAGUAGCUUUAGGGAAGAGGAGUAUAUAGUAUAAUGCAAACUAAGCGCAAGAAAAAGACUUUUAAAUAGAUACGACGUUGGAUACAAAACAUCUGGGUAGAUAUUUGAAAAGAGACUACAGAGAGUGUGGACCAUGUAAACUUGUGCAAACCUCUGAGCUGUGAAGUAGUGGGAUCCUAAGGGAUAAGAGGCUAAAGCACUGACUGCCUAUGGAGAAAGAGGUCCAGAGGAGGACAGGACUGCUGUGGAUGGCCACCCCGCUGCUCUUCAAGACAUGGCCCUGAUGUUAUGGCUCAGGAUGCACUUGAAGAGAAGACCAUUUGUUCGCCUCUGUCUUUUGUUCAUCUUCUCUCUGGUGUUAAUUAACAGUUUUCCUGCAUUGCCUACAGACACAAAUGGAGUUACUGAUCAUCAACGAUCACAACACAGAAAAGUAGACCGACAUAAGCGACUAUGGACUGACACCACAGACUCCAGUCCUGGCCUUUUUCAAACUGCUGACCACAAAAGUUUGGAAUCUGGCCUGAACAGUUACCAGGUAGACAUGUGCUCAUUUCUGAACUCCAGCCACAGCUGUAAGGAAAAACAUUAUUUAGGUCAGCUUAGCAAGCAAGCCGGAUGGAAAAUUAAUUAUUAUCAAACCAAAGAGAAGAGAUCUGUAACCAAAAAACAGUUACUUGCUGUAAGCCAUGCCACAGAAACAAAACCAAAGAGCCUUAUACUGGUAGCCAAUAUAAACAAAGUUAUACAUAAUUAUUCAGGUCAAAGAGGAAUCCUUGCAGGCAAUGAUCCUCAUAAUCUAAAGAAAAGUGUCAUAUAUCUUCCAAUGCCAGUUUUAGUGGAAAACAAUAAUUUUGAAAAAUCUAAAACUAAACUUCAAUCCCUGCUCAAAAACUAUUCAAUAGGUCUACCAGAAUCUCAACCCCACAAAACAGAUGAACAUGUGUUUCCAUUAGCUAGGUUUCCAGCCUUGCAGGACACAGACUCUGCAAGCAAUGGGGAAAGAGCCAGGGAGAACUUGAGUAAUACAACGGCUCCAUUCCAGGACUCUUCAGUAAACUAUAAAAUCAAUUUAGUCUCUGACUGCAUAAAAUUCCAGUCUAAAAAGUCUAAGCAAUAUCUUAAAGAAGAAAGGUUCACUGAGAAUGCUCCUCCUUGGUUUACAUCAGAUGAUUUGCAGAAGAUGAAGUUGCUCUCUGAGGGGGGAAUUGUAGCAAAAUCAAGAAUCCCUGCUCACGGACAGGUUCUUAAAGUUGCACUUUGUGCCAGCCAAAUGGAUGAACAAUGUCAUCAAAAGAAUCAUUGCAACCAAGGCUUAUGUGGGUUAAUUAAAAGACCAAGUGAUUUAUAUGAAGUUCUAGCUUUCCAUCUUGAUAGGGUUCUUGGGUUGAAUCGUAGCCUCCCAGCAGUUGCCCGAUUAUUUACAGACAACAUAUUGCCAUACAAGUAUACCAAUGGUGCACCAAGGCCAAUUGUGUGGUGGGCACAUGACAUUAAACAUUUAAAUGACACCAACAAUGACCAGAAUUCUCAUGCUCUGGGCUGGCUGGAAUAUCAGCACAUGUUAAAGCAUAGGUGUGGGAUGGAGGACUCUCUUACUUCCAUGGAUACAGCCCCAUGUGUUGGCAUUAAACAUACAGAGUGGUCUAAAUUGGCUUUGUUUGAUUUUCUCCUGCAGGUUCAGGAUCGACUAGACAGAUACUGCUGUGGAUUUAACCCUGAUCCAACAGAGCCUUGUGUGGAGGAGCUGCUACAUGACAAAUGUCGCAACCAGAAUGAACUUGUUUUAGUACAUAUUCUGGUGCGUCAUAGCGACCCUUCUCACUUGGUUUACAUUGACAAUGCUGGGAGGCCCAAUCACCCUAAUAACAAUUUGAAUUUUAGGAUUUUGCAAGGAAUUGAUGGGUUCCCUGAAUCAGCAGUGAAAGUGCUGAGGUCGGGAUGUUUACAGGACAUGCUAUUAAGGUCACUGGAGAUGGACCAUAUAUUCUGGAGCAGCCAAGGAGGCUUCAAGGGAGUAAAGAAAUUGGUAGAAACCAUUCAGCAGAGAGGACAGAUCCUUUUGGAGUACAUAGAAAAACACACAAUACCCCUUAUUUCUCACCUGUAACUACCUGUUCACCUCCAAGAACUGGAAAAUUUAGAGAUAUGAGAUAACAACAACAAAAAGAUAUAAAAAAAAAAGCUGUUGAAAAUGAUUUAAAAAAAAGGGUUAAAAAAAAUAAGCUAUAAAGUCUGUACAACAUAGACAAGCGACAAUGUCACGUGGGCGGCUCCAUGGCAGCUGUAGAUAGGAAAAAUAGCUAAAAAUAAAAGAGAAAACACUCUGACCAAAAGGACAAUUAACAAAAUGUGAAAAAAAAAAUCCAGCAUGAGAUAAAAAAGGCCACAUUUUAUUUCUCCAUAAUUAAAAUCCACAGGGAUGACUAAGAACAGGCUACACAUUCUAAAAGGGUGAGCAGGUCUAGUCACCAAAGAUAUGUCUCUGUGGAUUUUAAGUAUGAAGAAAUAAAAUGUGGCCUAGUGCCUUUCACCUCAUGCUGGAUCUCAGCAGUCUGUAACCAGGGAGCCUGUCAGUAUUUCAUACUGUACGUCGUUCAGGCAGUAUGAAUCGCCUGCCAGAUUCCCGUUACCAUGUAUCACUUAGGCCUCAUUGAUGCAGGUGUAGUUUGGUCAAUAUUUUGCAUGAGCAUUCGUAAGCCAAAACCAGGAGUGGAGCCAAAGAGGAAGAGGUGCUAUACUGUAUUUAUAUUAUACUUUUUUUCUGUUUAAAGGUUUUUUACAGGUGUUUAAUAUUGUUGAACUAUCCUCAGGAUAGGUCAUCAAUUAUCGAUUGGUGGGGGUCCAACACCUUACACCCCCACCGAUUGGCUGUUUGAGAAGCCCAUGGUGCUCCGGUGAGAGCACUGCACAUAUAUUGGAUAGCGACUGUUCUUGGUAUUGCAGCUCAGCCCCAUUAACACCAGGAUGUCAAACUCGUGGCCCUUCAACUACUACUUCCAUCAUGCCCAGGCAGCCAACAGCUAUCAGGGCAUGCUAGGAAUGAUAGUUUUGCAACAGCUUGAGGGCCAUGAGUUUGAAAUUCCUGCUUUAAUAAGACAGCUGCUCCUAGGCCAUGUGACUGAUGAACGAUGUCAUUGGCCUAGGAAGAGACUGGAGCGCAGUAGUCUCUUCAAAUAGCUGAUCAGCAGGGGUGCCAAGAGUUGAACCCCCGUCAAUAUGAUAUUGGCAGCCUAUCCUGUACAGUAGCUCAGUGGUUGGCACUGGUCCCUUGCUGCGCUGGCGUCAUAGGAUCGGAUCCAACAAAGAACAUCAUCUGACUGUUCCUCCCAGACUCCAAAGACACUUAGGCCCCUUUCACACGGGCGUUGCAGGAAAAUGUGCGGGUGCGUUGCGGGAACACCCGCGAGUUUUCCGCGCGAGUGCAAAAUAUUGUAAUGCGUUUUGCACUCGCGUGAGAA